GCUACGUUAAUUUAAAUUACUCCUUCCCCUUGGCGACCCUCUCUCCCAAUCUCUCGACUUCUUACAACAAGGGUCAACGAUCCUUCACCUAACCUAGUCCAUGUGAAUCAAUUAUUGAAUCCUAUGCCCAGUCUGCCUUACCGCCCCCUAUGGACGAUGACGAUGCUUCUCCGCAUACUCCACCUAGCGGGAGAGACAAUAUUGCCCCGAGUCCGACUCUAAGCUCUCCCACCGCUGUCUCCUCUUCCUCCGCCUCAACAUGCGCUCCUGACCUCGCCGACGGCACGCCGCUCGCUUCCGCCCACGCUAUCGUCCAUCUGAUCCAGUGCCCGCGAUGUUCACAACCGCUUCAAGCGCCACUACGGCUGCCCUGCGGAAACGCGCUAUGCCGAUCUUGCCUCCCGCCGAUCCGCGACCGCCCGGGCAUCUCAUACCCCGCGAUUGAGGAGCGAAAGCGCGGGUUUACAUGUUAUUGGGAAUACGAGACCGGGUGCGACGGAGAACAUUGUUUGGGGGACUGUGGGAGCGACGUUUUGUUGACGAAAUUGGUGGAUGUCUUCGAACGAGUGCUCGGUGGGCCGCUACCGGCCGACACGGACACAGACACAGACACAUGCCGUUUAUCCGGGGAUGGCUACAAGGUGAUGUGGGAUUCGGGCGUAGGAGGGCAAUUACGGGAGAAGACGGUGACGGGUUUGAGUGGGGGGCGAGGGCUCCUCGAGGGCAUGUACGACCUUGUUCGACGGGGCCAAUUCGACUACGAUGCUUCUGGGGUUGAGUAUGAGUGUUUUGGGGACAUUGACCGGGGCGAGGAGUCUCUGCAGAGGCUGAAGGAGGCCGUGCGGGGCGAGCUGGACUGCCAGGUUUGCUACUCGUUGAUGGUGGACCCGUUGACCACGCCCUGUGGACAUACGUUUUGUCGCAGCUGCGUGGCCAUGGUGCGGAGCAACAGCGACCUCUGUCCUGUGUGCCGGCGCAAGGUGAACAUGGCUUCUUCGCUGGAGUCAGAACCCCUCAAUCAGCGGAUUGCCGCCCUCUUGGAAAUCCUGUUCCCGGACCAGCUUGCUGAGCGGAGGGCAGCUCUAGCGUUGGAGGCGGCGGACACGGACGGGGAAACGAAGCUGCCUCUCUUCGUGAGCUCGCUGUCUCUUCCGAACAUGCCGACUUUCCUCCAUGUUUUUGAGCCCCGGUAUCGGCUCAUGAUGCGAAGGGUGAUGCUUAGUCCGUCGCGCAAGUUCGGCAUGGUGAUGCUCAACCGUGCGCGGCGUGUGCAGCCAGAGCUGGGGAGGUCGCAUUUCAUGCAGUACGGCACGGCCUUGGUGGUGGAUCGGUAUGAGCUGCUUCCGGACGGAAGGAGCCUUGUCAUUGCCACGGGAGUAUCCCGCUUCAGGGUGACCAGGUCGACCGUUGUGGAUGGUUACCAUGUGGGAGACAUCCAGCGCGUAGAAGAUGUCUCGAUCACCGAGGAGGAGCGGCAGGAGGCUGUAGAGACGUCAUCGGCCGUUGCACCGCCCUCCGCGGAGGAUACCUCAACGGAGAAGCCGUUAGAGUCCAUGUCGACGCAGCAGCUGUUCCAGUUGGCGCUGGACUUUGUCCGCAAGCAACGCGGCAAGGCCGCACCGUGGCUCCAUCCACGGGUUCUACUAGCCUACGGAGAUGUGCCGAGCGAUCCUGAUCGGUUUCCCUGGUGGUUUGCCAGUGUCUUGCCCGUGUGGGAAGAAGAGAAAUACGCGCUUUUACCGACUACCAGCGUGCGAGAAAGACAGAAGAUCACUGCCAAGUGGGUGAGGAAACUGGAGUCCCGGGAAUGGGCCCCUCGCUCUCGUCCGUCUCUAACGCCCCUUCUAUGGCUGGCUGUCCCUCUGGUCAUCUUCUGCUUUCUUCCUAUGAUAUUGAGCCCAUUGGUGUCGGUCAAAUCCUUGCCGUCUGUUAGCGUCCUCACGUCGUUUACGCCGUUUCCCUUGUCGGUUUCGAUCUCGUUUGGAUCCGCAAACUCAGGGACCUCUGAUGGUCGUGAAGCACGAGCGCAGGACCGUAAAUCCGAGACCUACCUUUCCCAGACGGUCGUUUUGGGCGUAUUCUUGGCUAUCUUCGUAACGCAGGUCUUUGUCAAUGCCGUCCAGAUUGUCCGUUCUCGACGGCUAAGAGCCCAUCCUGGGCCGGUCGAGCAGCCGGAGAGGCCGGAAACUGAGGCCGAAAGACAGACACGGAUCAACCUACAAGAAGUGUUGGGGAUCGACACUACGGAUUGAAGAUGAUUGGCAUUGGACUUUUGAAUAUUUUACGUCAAUUUUCCUCACGGAAAAGCGUGUCCUUCCCCCCAUGCCUAAACCCCCUUCCGUCUGGAUGAGUGGGUCCAGCCCGAUAGCAAGGGACCACCCUAUCGAUGGCGGUCAGCGACUCCAACGUCAAACCAAACCCCAGGCGGCAUACUAGAUUUCUACUUGAAUCAGGCAAGACUGCACUUGAAUCUGUGUUCGCAGAUUGCCACCGCGCUUCUGCGUGCCGUGCAUCGGUGAUGGACGCAAGUCCCAGAAAGUCGCACGCAAUUCUCGAGGGAUCAACCGCCGAUCAACCAAAUGCCUUGCUCAGGGAUAAGGGUCGCAUUUAGCCCUCGCGAGGAGGGUGACGCUGUAGGCCAGGGGGUGCCCAUCUCCAGUUGAGCAGAGUGGGGCGGGCGUCUAAUCUCUGGGCGUUUUCUGUCAUGGAAUGCGGAAGCCUGCAGCUAAAUUUCGACCGUUGUGAGACAGAGAAGAACUGUAUAUAGAUUGUAUAGAAAAUUCCAGGUAUGUUUGUGCCUAAUGUGGCGCCAUCAACCAAAGGCCGUAACACUCCCUUGCGUCGCAUAGGGCUAUUCCCGGUGGAUCUUCAAUAAUUGACGAACUGAUCGAUUGGCGUUGUUUGUUCUCAGGCUGAAGCCAGCGGUACGAAUGACCGCCGCCCAGAUUAGUGCAAAUUUCAGAUGGCG
Molecule: messenger RNA, 2968 nt
Organism: Aspergillus candidus
Lineage: Eukaryota; Fungi; Ascomycota; Eurotiomycetes; Eurotiales; Aspergillaceae
Product: putative ATP-dependent protease (CrgA)
Exons: 2
Coding region: 150-2252 (700 amino acids)
Source: RefSeq, a predicted model, not a curated record